This is a messenger RNA of Sciurus carolinensis (gray squirrel), 1452 nucleotides long. RefSeq names its product Sp9 transcription factor (gene Sp9). NCBI's taxonomy places the organism in Eukaryota, Metazoa, Chordata, Mammalia, Rodentia, Sciuridae. The transcript has 2 exons. Gene Ontology annotation, biological process: regulation of transcription by RNA polymerase II. Bases 1 to 1452 code for a protein of 483 amino acids. Gene Ontology annotation, molecular function: RNA polymerase II cis-regulatory region sequence-specific DNA binding; DNA-binding transcription factor activity, RNA polymerase II-specific. The record is from RefSeq and is a predicted model, not a curated record.
AUGGCCACCUCUAUACUUGGGGAAGAGCCGCGCUUCGGAACGACCCCGUUGGCCAUGCUGGCGGCGACCUGCAACAAAAUCGGCAACACGAGCCCGCUGACCACGCUUCCGGAGUCGAGCGCCUUCGCCAAAGGCGGCUUCCAUCCCUGGAAGCGCUCCUCGUCCAGCUGCAACCUCGGCUCCAGCCUCUCGGGCUUCGCUGUGGCCACUGGCGGCCGUGGCUCCAGCGGCCUGGCGGGUGGCUCGGGCGCCGCCAACAGCGCCUUCUGCCUGGCCUCCACGUCGCCCACGUCGUCCGCCUUCAGCAGCGACUACGGCGGCCUCUUUUCCAACUCGGCCGCUGCCGCGGCGGCGGCGGCCGGGGUGUCCCCACAGGAGGCGGGCGGCCAGUCGGCCUUCAUCUCCAAGGUUCACACGACGGCGGCAGACGGCCUGUAUCCGCGCGUGGGCAUGGCACACCCUUACGAGUCGUGGUACAAAUCAGGCUUCCACUCGACGCUGGCGGCAGGCGAGGUGACCAACGGUGCGGCGUCGUCGUGGUGGGACGUGCACAGCAGCCCGGGCUCGUGGCUGGAGGUGCAGAACCCCGCUGGGGGGCUCCAGAGCUCGCUGCACUCGGGCGCCCCCCAGGCCUCGCUGCACUCGCAGCUGGGCACCUACAAUCCCGACUUCAGCUCGCUUACACACUCGGCCUUCAGCUCCACCGGUCUCGGCUCCUCUGCCGCUGCCGCCUCGCACCUGCUCUCCACCAGCCAGCACCUGCUGGCUCAGGACGGCUUCAAGCCCGUGCUGCCCUCCUAUUCGGACUCCAGUGCCGCCGUGGCGGCCGCGGCCGCCAGCGCCAUGAUCUCCGGCGCUGCGGCCGCCGCCGCCGGCGGGAGUUCGGCGCGCUCUGCUCGCCGCUACUCCGGCCGCGCCACCUGCGACUGCCCCAACUGCCAGGAGGCGGAGCGGCUGGGCCCUGCCGGGGCGAGCCUGCGGCGCAAGGGCUUACACAGCUGCCACAUUCCGGGCUGCGGCAAGGUGUACGGCAAGACAUCCCACCUGAAGGCGCACCUGCGCUGGCACACGGGCGAGCGGCCUUUCGUGUGCAACUGGCUCUUCUGCGGCAAGCGCUUCACGCGCUCGGACGAGCUGCAGCGGCACCUGCGGACUCAUACGGGCGAGAAGCGCUUCGCUUGUCCGGUGUGCAACAAGCGUUUCAUGCGCAGCGACCACCUGAGCAAACACAUUAAGACGCACAACGGGGGCGGCGGGGGCAAAAAGGGCAGCGACAGUGACACGGACGCCAGCAACCUGGAGACGCCCCGCUCCGAGUCCCCAGAUCUCAUCCUGCAUGACUCCGGUGUCAGUGCCGCCCGGGCGGCUGCGGCGGCUGCGGCAGCGGCGGCGGCGGCGGCGGCUGCCUCGGCGGGAGGCAAAGAAGCCCCGACUGGUCCCAACGACUCUUAA